This is a messenger RNA of Lytechinus pictus (painted urchin), 6158 nucleotides long. RefSeq names its product phosphoribosylformylglycinamidine synthase-like. Gene Ontology annotation, molecular function: phosphoribosylformylglycinamidine synthase activity. The record is from RefSeq and is a predicted model, not a curated record. NCBI's taxonomy places the organism in Eukaryota, Metazoa, Echinodermata, Echinoidea, Temnopleuroida, Toxopneustidae. Gene Ontology annotation, biological process: 'de novo' IMP biosynthetic process. The transcript is spliced from 25 exons. The coding region runs from base 139 to 4167 and encodes 1342 amino acids.
GAAGAUAUCGAUACCGAACAUUGCGGUGGCGCGGCAGAUUUCGUAUCACAGAGAGAGCUGACACUGUCUUUUUUUGUACCUGUUUUGACAAGGAAUCGUGAUUCUUCGAACCUUUACGUGAUACUUUAUACAUCGGAAAUGGCUAUCAUCCACUACUAUGCUGUUCCAGCUUUGAGUGAUGGCGCCCACCAAGCUGUGAUCAAUAAAGUGAUUGGUAUCAUGGGAAAGGAGGAAGAUGUACAGCUUGAGACAGAAGCAUGCUAUAAUAUUGAAGUUCAAGGAGAACUUACAACAGACGAGAUAAAGAAGCUACUGUUCAUCAUUGGUACUCCAUUCCAGAAUGAUAAAAUCACAACAGUUUCUGUGUUGGGUGAAAAAAAGACAGGGGAUGCUUUGCUCAUUGAGAUUGGUCCAAGGUUAAACUUCUCAACAGCCUGGUCAACCAAUGCAGUUUCCAUCUGUCAAUCGGCUGGUCUCACAAAGAUAACCAGGAUCGAGCCCUUCAGACGUUUCCUAUUCACCUCCACCAAUCCCUCCAUCCUAUUAGAAUAUGAGCAGGCUAUCGUUGCUUCACUGCAUGAUCGAAUGACAGAAUGUCGCUACCUAGAACCCCUAGAGAGCUUUGAGAUCCAAGUUAAACCUGAGGCUGUGUAUGAUGUGGAUAUCAUGAGCCAAGGGAAAGAGGCUCUCAAGAAAGCUAAUACAGAUCUUGGUCUUGCCUUUGAUGACUGGGACUUGGAUUAUUACCAUGACAUGUUUACUAAUAAGAUCAAACGGAAUCCAACUAGUGUGGAAUGUUUUGAUCUAGCUCAGUCAAACAGUGAGCACAGUCGUCAUUGGUUCUUCAAAGGUCGUAUGGUGGUAGAUGGUGAGGAGAAGAAGGAUUCAUUGUUUGACCUUGUCAUGAAGACACAAGAGAAUAGUAAUCCUAACAAUGUUAUCAAAUUCUCUGACAAUAGUAGUGCUAUUCAAGGUAAUUCCAUCAAAGCUCUUUAUCCAAUGCGUCCUGGUUGCUCAGCAACCCCAAUGACUGACAAGCAACUAGUGCGGCACAUCAUCUUCACUGCUGAGACUCACAAUUUUCCUACAGGAGUUGCCCCUUUUAGCGGUGCUACAACUGGUACAGGAGGGCGUAUCAGAGAUGUCCAGUGUGCAGGAAAAGGAUCUCAUGUAGUCGCUGGGACAGCUGGGUAUUGCUUUGGUAACCUGAAUAUACCAGGAUAUAAUCUUCCUUGGGAGGAUGCCUCCUUUGUGUAUCCUAGCAACAUGGCCAGCCCACUGGAGGUUGCCGUGGAAGCAAGUAACGGUGCCUCAGACUAUGGAAACAAGUUUGGAGAACCGGUUCUAGCUGGUUUUGCCCGUUCCUUUGGCAUGCUUGUACCAGGAGAUGAAAGGAGAGAAUGGGUCAAACCCAUUAUGUUCUCAGGGGGGUUAGGUUCUCUUGAGGAGGGACACAUCAAGAAAGAUUCUCCUCAACAGGAUAUGAAAGUAGUAAAGCUUGGUGGUCCCAUCUAUCGCAUAGGAGUGGGUGGAGGGGCGGCCUCUUCCAUUCAGGUACAGGGGGAUAAUACAGAAUCCUUGGACUUUGGUGCUGUACAGAGAGGAGAUGCUGAAAUGGAGCAGAAGUUAAACAGGGUUGUAAGAGCUUGUAUUGAGCUAGGAGAGAGGAAUCCAAUCAAGAGUAUUCAUGAUCAGGGAGCGGGAGGCAAUGGUAAUGUCUUGAAAGAGAUCUGUGAGCCAGCAGGAGCAGUGAUCCGUACCAAGGCCUUCCAGCUAGGAGACCCCACCCUGACAACCCUAGAGAUAUGGGGAGCUGAAUACCAAGAGAGUAAUGCUGUACUGGUAGAUGAGAACGAUGAGGAGUUGCUUAGUGAUAUAUGUAGGAGGGAGAGAUGCCCGGUGUGCUUUGUAGGAGAGAUCACGGGAGAUGGAAAGAUUUGUUUAGAGGAAGAGAAGCAUGAGAUGACGAAUGGAGGAGGAGGAGGUGAUGCUGAUCAUUCUCCAACCAAGAAGAGCAGAACUGUGUCCUAUCCAGUUGACCUUGACCUGGAAUGGGUCCUUGGCAAGAUGCCAAGAAAGGUGUUCAAUCUUAACAGGGUGGCCAAAACUCUGUUACCCCUAGACCUUCCUGAUGGACUUACUGUCAUUGAUGCUCUUGACCGUGUUCUUAGAUUACCAUCGGUAGCAAGCAAGAGAUAUCUCACAAAUAAGGUUGACCGAUCAGUAACAGGUCUUAUUGCCCAGCAGCAGUGUGUAGGUCCUCUCCAUACCCCACUGGCUGAUGUCGCAGUGACUGCUCUAUCUCACUUUGAAACCAUUGGAUCGGCCACAGCAAUAGGAGAACAACCCAUCAAGGGAUUAGUGAAUGCUGCCUCAGGGGCCCGUAUGGCUGUAGCUGAAUCUUUGACUAAUCUUGUCUUUGCAAGGGUUACUGCACUCAAGGACGUGAAAUGCAGUGGUAACUGGAUGUGGCCAGCCAAACUCCCAGGUGAAGGGGCUGCCCUAUACGAUGCUUGUCAAGCCAUGGGAUCUCUCAUGUCUGAGCUAGGGAUAGCUGUAGAUGGUGGCAAAGAUUCACUCAGCAUGGCUGCAAGGGUGGAGGGAAAAACUGUCAAAGCACCAGGUGCUCUAGUGAUCUCAACCUAUGUGGGAUGUCCAGAUAUCACUGCUACAGUUACACCAGAUCUAAAAUGUCCAGGUGGUCAAGGUAACCUGUUGUAUGUGGACCUCAGUGGUGGUCAUCGAAGGCUUGGUGGUUCUGCAUUGGCUCAGUGUUAUAAUCAGAUAGGUGAUAAUGUACCUGAUGUCAAUGAUGCUUCCCUACUGGCUGCAGCAUUCAAUGUCACACAAGAAUUGAUUACAGAUGGUCUACUUACUGCUGGUCAUGAUAUCAGCGAUGGUGGGCUGAUCACAUGUCUCAUAGAGAUGGCUUUUGCUGGUAACUGUGGGAUUAAUGUAGACCUACCAACUAAUGAUGAUGCUAAACCACUUGAGUUGCUGUUUUCUGAAGAACUGGGUCUCGUAUUGGAGACUACUCAAUCAGAUGCAGAGGCAGUGUGUAGGAGGUAUACAGACCAAGGAAUCACAUGUAGUGUCAUAGGUCAAACAGGGGGAGAAUCAGCUGAAACCAAGAUUGUGAUCAACAUGAAUGGCAAUACCAUCCUGGAUGAUUCUAUGACACGCCUCCGUGAUGUAUGGGAAGCAACUAGUUUCCAGCUAGAACGCCUUCAGACCAAUCAAGUUUGUGUUGUUCAGGAGGAAGCCCUGCUCAAAAAUAGGAAAGCACCCCCGUACAAGCUGACCUUUGACCCUCAGCCGCCGACUCCAAUCCAGGAGACAAACCGGCCAAAGGUAGCAGUGAUCCGUGAAGAAGGAAGUAAUGGAGAUCGUGAGAUGUUAGCAUCGUUUCAUAUGGUAGGCUUUGAAGCUUGGGAUGUCAAUAUGCAAGACUUAGCAAGUGGGACCUUAUCUCUCAAAGACUUCAGAGGGGUAGCGUUUGUUGGAGGAUUCAGCUUUGCUGAUGUUAUGGGUUCAGCUAAAGGAUGGGCAGCAGCAAUCCUAUACAACCCUGUAGUGAGAGGAGAGUUUGAUGCCUUCAGAGCUAGAUCAGAUACCUUCUCAUUAGGAGUCUGUAAUGGAUGUCAGCUGAUGGGUCUACUAGGUUGGGUGUCUCCUGAUCAAACACAGUCUGAUGGUAACCAAGCUGCAUGCAAGCAAGGAGUACUACUGGAUCACAAUGAUUCAGAGCGCUAUGAAUCUAGGUUUGUUACAGUACAGAUUCAAGAUAAUCCAGCCAUGAUGCUACAAGGAAUGCAGGGGUCUACACUUGGAAUCUGGGUGGCUCAUGGAGAAGGCAAGAUGAAGUUUGCCAACGAGUCCAUCCACUCAUCCAUCCUGUCCAACAACCUUGCACCUGUCCGCUAUGUCGAUGAUGAGGGCGCCCCAACCACCCAGUAUCCACUAAACCCCAAUGGUUCUCCUGACGGUAUCGCAGCUCUCUGCUCACCUGAUGGUCGUCAUCUUGCCAUCAUGCCUCAUCCUGAACGCUGCACUCUGACCUGGCAGUGGCCGUGGAUGCCUUCAGAAUGGAGACAGGACCUCAAGGCAUCACCAUGGUUACGCAUCUUCCAGAAUGCGUACAAGUGGUGUCUGGAAAAUAAAGCAUAAGGAAAAGGACAUAAAUGAUAUAAAGCAUUUGAUGUGCUCACUUUACAUUCCAUAGCCUCUAAAGUACCAGGAACAGAUGGAAAUGGAAGGACUAUGAGUUGUUUUGAAGGAUGUUUCAAAGAGACAAAAGUCAAUGAGAAUCGCAUCCGACUUUGCAGUAUAUAAUACAUCAAGCAAUGUGCUCAUCAACAGUUAUUAUAAUUCUUAGUCAUACUUGCCUCUCAAUGGGUUUGAGAAACUCUUAUAGCAGGGUUAUGCACUGAAUUACAAAGGGCAGCUUUAAGUAUUCAUUACAAAGACAAAGUAGUCUCUGAAUUUGAGAAUAAAAAAAAAAACAGUUCUACAAUUUCAUAGAAAAUCUUAACUGCAGACUGUAAGUCUAUAAUGAUGUCAGUGAUUCUCACUUGCAACUUUUAAAAGUACUGAAAUACUUGCAUUUGAUUGGCUGAGAACAAAUUUGUCGGGUGAGUUUCACUGACAAAUUCAGUAUUUAUUUAAAGUUUCAACUUUGGUUUUUGACACAUUUUUUUAAAAAUAUCUUGGUGUUGGAUAUUAAUUAAUUAUACUUACAUUGAAUGAAAUUGAUAUUAUAUUUCACUUUAUGCUUGCUUAGGCAUGAAUUAUGUAUAAAUUAAUAGCAUCAUUAUAAACAUAAUUACACUGGAAUCCAAAGAUAAUACAUUCUGUAGGACUGAAUCUAUGGAAAAAUAAUGAAUAUGUUUGUGUGUACUGGUCCAAUACUUUUUUAUGAAUUUGUAUUGAUUUCUGUACAAGAAAAAUGGAUAGCAUAUUCUGAAUUAUACAGGGCUGUAAAUUUCAUUGGAAACUUCAUUGGGAAUUGAUGUUUCUUUCUUAUUUGCUCACAAACAUAUGUAUUUUGUAAUUGUCUGCUAUACAUUGAUAUGAUUUAACAUUCUUAUAAAUGAAUAUGCUUCAGGGAGCUAGACAUUAUGGACAGUUAAAAUCACACAAAAAUAUAUAGAAAUACAACAUGACAAACUUUUAUCGCAUUCUUCUUAAUUCAGUUUAGUAUGUAUGCUUGACCACUAUAUGUGUGACCUUUCUGAAAUGGUAUUUUUUCAUUUGUUUGAAUUGAAAAAUAGAAAUCCAACAAUCUGGCAGUUGAUCAAAUAUAUUUAUUUUUUUCAAGACAAUUAUUCUCUGUUACUCCUACAUGGAAAUAGCUUUGCUUAAUUAGUGAAAUUAAGCAAAUUCAUAGAUUAUUUGAUACCUUGUCUUUGAAUUUCUAUAUAAUACAUUCUUACAUUGUUCUCAUAUAUCCAAUGUACCAGGGAUGUUGCCAUAGACUACUUCCUCUCCAUAAUAAUUCAUAAUGACAAGGUUGUGUUUCACAGAAACAAUCUGUACCAGCAUGGCAUCUGUGAUCUGGGGAAAAAAUGAAAAUAGUAAUAGUCAACCUUGCCAAGUCGACCAAUCAUAAAUGUAAUAAUCAACCGAGCCAAAGCAAUUUAUGAGACCCAAAUACUUGGUUCUCAUUGGCUGAAAAUAUAUUUGUUUGAUAUUUUUUUUUUUUGCAUUUGAUUUGAUUGCAAUUCUUUCUGCAAAACUCUUGACGAGUUAAGAUGUUAAUUUCCACUAAUCAAUCAAUUUUCUCAGAAAUCAAAGAUAUAUCUGCAGUCCCAAGAGACGACUAUUAAUUAUUUUUAUAAUCUUCAAUAUUCUAUUGAAAAUAAGUGAUGAACAUCUUGAAUGAUAAUUGUGACAUUCAUUGGAUAUAUCCUCAAUUAAAUUCUAAAAAAAUACUGCUUAUGGCAAAAAGUUUGCCAAGUACAGUUUUGUGAAAACUUAUGUAAAAAAAUUGUGUUCUUGGGUUUUUGUUACUUCCUUAUGAAGGUGAAAAUCAUGAAAUAUGUUUUGUUGCUGCACCACUGAAAUCAACUUAAGAGGCUUGUAAUCAAUCGAGAGUUAUUCUUGUGCUACUGUGUAUAUGUAUUAUGAAAUAAAGUUGUGAUAUAAAAUUGUAUUUAGUU